Messenger RNA from Capsella rubella, 1896 nucleotides. RefSeq names its product COP1-interactive protein 1. Lineage: Eukaryota; Viridiplantae; Streptophyta; Magnoliopsida; Brassicales; Brassicaceae. The record is from RefSeq and is a predicted model, not a curated record. Bases 97 to 1797 code for a protein of 566 amino acids. The transcript has 4 exons.
CUUUGCUUUGAAAUUGCAUCAAUGGUGGAACCCAGUUGUUGUUUAUUUUUUCUUCUUUUUUUUCUCCUUAAUCGUCAUUCUCUGUAGUGAUUGAAAAUGGAGGAAGCAAAAGCAGAAGUGGAGAAGAAGUUGUCUGUACUUUUGAAGUUAAUUCAAAACAAAAACAAGAUCCCAAAGGUUACAAAGAAGGAGCUUGUUGGGGUUGUUGAAGAUCUUCACGAGCAGUGUCGCUUACUUUACUAUGUGUUUGAUGAUUUGGGAACUAAACAUGGAAGAAAAGCAAAAUUGGGUACAGAUUCAUCCUCAAGGUCUAGUUCGGAUUUGGAUUACUAUUCUUCAGAGGAGAUAGAGACCAGUAAUGGUAGUGAAACAUUGAGCUCGGAUUACGCGCUGUUGCUAAGAAAGCUUCAAGAGACAGAGCUAAGAAAUGAAGAUUUGGAGAAACAAGUGAGCAGACUCAAAGAAGAAACUGUGUUUUUACGCGAUCAAAACAUGGAAGUGGCUGGAGAUAUUGAAGGUAAGAGAAACGAGGACAGGGACCAUUUCAAAGGCUUGAUGACUAAAAGUGAAGCUGCAUUGUUGCGUAACCAGAAAAAGGAGUUGGAAGUGGAGCUGAAGAAUAAAACCAAUCAAGUUUCAGAGACGCAAAUGCGAUUGAAGCGUUUGGAGGAAGAGGCAGAGAAAAAAGCUAAGGCAGAGAUGAAGAUUGUUGAAGAAAAGGUAGCUUUGUGGAACAAAGUACAGAAACUUGAAGCGGGCGUUGAGACUUUACGGAAGAAGAGAAAGGAGUAUAGUGAAGAGAUGAAGAGUAAGAUCACUGAGAUUGAUCGUCUUAAGGAAGAGAAUCAGAAGCUGCAAACAAGAAUCGGAGAGAUCGAUGAAAUUGGAGACAAGAGUAAGAAACUUGACAACCAAGUUACUGAUCAGCCUAAACUAGAGAAGGAACAAGAAGACAUCAUUCAACGGCUAUCAAUGGAGACUAAUGAUCAGAAGAAACUUCUUAAAGAACAAAAAGAUGCCAAUGAUAAGCUCUCAGAGGAUCAGAAGCAAAUGAGACGUUGGUCGUUUGGUGGUUCGAAAUUGAAUACAAAUCUUCUCGAGAGGAAGAUGGAAGAGUUGGCUGAAGAUUUCCGAAUGAAAAUGGAAGAUCAUAUCCGUAUACUGUACAGGAGGAUCCAUGUAGCCGAACAGAUACACCUAGAGAGCAAGAACAGCUAUAUCAAGACGCGUGACAACACACAAGUCCAAGAAAACAGAGGAAACAGAGACAACACACAAGUACAAGGAAACAGAGGAAACAGAGAAGAUUUCAAUGUCUCUGAAACCCAAUUCAAGAAAAUCAAAGAAAUGGUGGAGAAAGGGCUUGCAGGACCAGAGAUGGCGAUAAAGAAGCUAGAAGAAAGCGGGGGAUUAGUGAGCCGAGUCACGAGAUUAGCUAAAGAGAUCGAUACAGCGAAAAAGUGGGUGAAAGAGAAGGACAACAAGACGAAGCAUGAGGUUGAAACGCUAGAAGCAAAGCUAGAAUGCAGAGAAGCACAAGAAUGUUUACUAAAGGAGAAGCUAUCGAAACUAGAGGCGAAGCUAGCAGAGGAAGGAACAGGGAAGCUGAGUCUAGCAAAGGCAAUGAGGAAAAUAAAAAAGCUUGAGAUAGAUGUGAAGGAGAAAGAGUAUGAGUUGUUGAGCUUAGGAGAAGGGAAGAGAGAAGCCAUAAGACAGCUUUGUGUUUUAAAUGAUUAUAACCGUUGUCGAUAUGAUGAUCUCAAAACUUCCAUCUUCAACGUUGCUCUUCACGCUUAAACUUCACUUCUUCCUCUUCCUCUUCCUCUUCUUCUUUGGUGCAAAACUGUAAAUAUUAUGUUGCAAGAUUUGAGUAUUUUUCAUUGUUGUAAACUUGUA